AUGGAGCCCCUGAGCUGCCCGUCUCUCCAGCGAACGACCAGGCGAGCUCCAGUCCCAGUCCCAGUUCCAGUCCCAGUCCCAGUCUCUGCUGUCUCUGUCUCCGUCUCUGUCUCCGGUCUUGCCUUGUAUCUGCAGGAAGAAGAAACUUCAGAACUUACAGCAGACGAGGCGUUGGACGGGCGACCAGUCAGUAUACUAGAGAAGACAAUAAAGAUAGAAGUAGUAGAAGAGAAGAUAGAAGUCAUAGAAGAGAGUAAUAGAAGUAGAAGUAGAAGAAGAAGAAGAAGUAAUGCCCCUGAGCCAGCAUCAAGCCAGCCAGCCUUCUUCUCUCCAGCCAACUUCCACCACCAACUCCUUUCUUAUCAACUUCUUCUUCUUCUUCUUCUCUUCUUCUCUUCGUCUCUUCUGCCUCUUUUCCCCUUCAAGCUUAGUCUUAGUCUCAAGAAGAAGAAAAGAAAGAAAAGAAGAAAAAAGCAAGCAAGAAAAACCUUCGACUUUCUCUUCUUCUUCUUCUUCUUUUUUUUUCUUUUUUUUACUUCCUUUUUUUUUUUUUUUUUCCUUCUUUUUUCUUGCUCGCCGCUUUUUCCUCCUUCUUCGUCCUUUUCGUCGUCCUUUUCGUUGCUUCUCCCAAAGUCGCUUUUCUUCUUCUUCUCUUUCUUCUUCUCUUUCUUCUUCUUCUUCCUCCUUUUUCUUCUUCUCUUACUUACUUCUUCUCUUCUUUUUUUUUUAUUACUUAUUCUUCUCCUUUCUCCUUCUUUCUGCCUCUCGUCAUGGGCUACAACACUCGCCGCAAGUCGCUCUCGCUGCCGUCGCUGGGCAUCCACAUCCCUUGCUCUGGUCGCCGCGCCUCCAACACCACAACCACUACUUCUACCACAGCUACUACCACAGCUCCAGCUACAGCUACAGGCAGCAGUAACAGCAGCAACGGCCAUGGCAGCGCCGUCCUCGCCUGUGUCGAAGAAGCAGAAGAGAGCGCAUGAGGCGGACGGCGGGCUGGUCGCGGACAGGCAGCAGCAGCAGCAGCAGCAGCAGCAGCAGACAGAGAGACUCACGCCGCCCCCGUCGCCGUCGUCGUCUCAGGAUGCUCGAGAGAAUGCUCAAGCGAAGACGCAGAAGAACAAGAUCGACACCGACGGGAUAGCCGAUGACAUCGUCGUCGCCGUCAUCCAGCAGCUCGAAAGGACCGGCAACAGGCCGCAUCUCAUCAAGGAGCUUGCCCAGGUCCUCUCCGCCACCACCGACUCCAUCGCCAAGCUGUCGCUCUACCUCAAGCGGCCGUGGACUGCCCUCGCGCCGUGUCCCAUCGCCAAAGAGCUCAUCCCCGUCCACCCGCGCAAGGUCUUCUUCUACCUGACCAACACCCCCCGGCAGCCGCUGCCGGCCUCCUCCCAGGACAUCCUCUCGCCGGCGCCCUCGCCCUCGGUCGAGAAAGAAGUCACUCCCUGUCCGUCUCUCUCGCUGCCGGACCUCGACCGGGAGGACGACGAUGACGACGAGGAGGAGGAGGAGGAGGACAGGUCCAGGAUGAGCCUCAGUCCAGAGGUCGACCUCGACUACAGCCUCGACAUGAUGAUGGCCUCGGACUCCUUUGCCUCUUCCCUGCCCCUACGGCAGCAGCAGCACUCCCACUCCCACGGCCACCGCAUCUCGCAUAACCACCGGGCUGCCUCGCCGCCUCUCGAAGGUGACGAGCGCGAGUUCACCCUCACCGCCAGCAUGGUCAGGGAGCGCACGACCGGCGAUGACGGCCAGGCAGGCAGGUUGCGCGGUCUCCUGCUUGAUUCGCCGCCAGCCUCGCUCGAUCUCCAGGUCGACAUGGACGCCUCUCCUUAUCUCGACGGCCAGGCUGCCUCCGACCAGGGCGAGUAUGGCCACCACCAGUACGACGACUACUUUAGCCGGCCCAUCGACAUCCCUACUACUACUACUACUACCACGUCAGCUGCGUCGGCCGCGUCUACUUCUACCUCUCCCUCCGAGGCUCCCGAGAUGCUGUAUAGCACCUCGCCUUCGCCCUCCGUCGCUUCCGAGAUCUCCUUCUCCCUCACCACCACCGCCACCUCGGACUGCGACUCGGACGAAGACGUCAAGCCUGCUACGGCCCGUCUGCGAGCCCACAAGAGAACUUACGACAUGUCCUUCCCCCUGGACGUCAUCGAUCUCGACCCCCGGAAGCAGUACAGCCAGCUCUCGCUCGACUGCGCAUUCAGCUUCUCCCUCGACUCUUGGGCCGACUUUCGCAGCCCCGAGACGGUAGAAGUCGACGAACUCGACGCCAUCUUUGCCGACAUCUAG
Molecule: messenger RNA, 2298 nt
Organism: Trichophyton benhamiae CBS 112371
Lineage: Eukaryota; Fungi; Ascomycota; Eurotiomycetes; Onygenales; Arthrodermataceae
Exons: 4
Coding region: 1-2298 (765 amino acids)
Source: RefSeq, a predicted model, not a curated record